CAGAUCAAAGAGAUCCCCACACACCACUAGAUCAAACUCCACAUAGAUAUCUCCACAGAUUUUAACCAGAUAUUACGUGGCCCAAUUGGAUAAUCCAAUCAAGCCUCCUUAGCCAAUAACAAUCAACUUUUGGAUUCGCUCUAUAUCCCUUUCAUUUCCCAUAUACACUCAUCAAAUCUCUCACUUCUUCCACUUCCACCAAAAAUCCCUCAUUCUUUCUUCUCCUCUCCUUUUACUCUGUUUCCCCUGAAGAAGAAGAAGAAGGAAAAAUGGCAGCUAAUAGAUUGAGCUGCGGCGUUGCCGCCGUUUGCCCAUCAAUCCUUUCUUCAUCAAAGUCUAAAUUCGCCGCCUCUGUUUCACUUCCCGGCAAUGUUGUCUCUUCCGGCAGGUUCACCAUGACCGCCGACUGGAUGCCCGGCCAGCCCCGCCCACCUUACCUUGAUGGUUCUGCUCCAGGGGACUUUGGAUUCGACCCACUUCGUUUAGGUGAAGUUCCAGAGAACUUGGAGAGAUACAAGGAAUCUGAAGUCUACCACUGCAGAUGGGCCAUGCUUGCUGUGCCUGGAAUCCUGAUUCCGGAAGCUUUGGGGUUGGGAAAUUGGGUGAAGGCUCAGGAAUGGGCUGCCGUACCUGGAGGACAAGCCACUUAUUUGGGUCAGCCAGUUCCAUGGGGAACUUUGCCUACCAUUUUGGUGAUUGAAUUCCUUGCCAUUGCCUUUGUUGAGCACCAAAGAACUCAAGAGAAGGAUAUAGAGAAGAAGAAGUACCCAGGUGGAGCGUUUGACCCGUUGGGUUUCUCAAAGGACCCUGCCAAAUUCGAAGAGUACAAAGUCAAGGAAAUCAAGAAUGGUAAACAAGCCCACUAACUAUAUUCUUUUUAUUCGGAAACAUUAGUCACGUUUUAUUAUACUGUUUUAGUUCAACAAAUGUAAAAAAAAACCUGGAAAUGAAAUUGUUUGUUUUUCAGGGCGGCUUGCAAUGUUGGCUUUUGUGGGAUUUGUUGUUCAACAGUCGGCGUACCCAGGAACCGGACCAUUGGAGAACUUGGCAACUCACUUGGCAGACCCAUGGCACAACAACAUUGGAGACAUCAUCAUCCCAAGAACAAUUUACGGCGGCCCUUAAAUAUCUUGAUGAUUUAGAUUGAUGCUAUAAAAAAAAAAAAAAAGAGUUUUCCAAUGAACAGCACACGUUGUAUAAAUCUCUAUUAAUUUGUAACAGUAAUGAGCACUAAUCGGAAUUUUCUGUUGCAUAUAUAUUAUGGUUUGUGCAAUUCGGAUUCCCGUUUGUAGUUUCUAGUGCUACCACAUUAGAAGCUCAACCUCAUAGUGAAUGAAUGCUGUUACGCUUCUGUUACUUCAAAUGUCUACAAGACGUCUUUAGUAAACAAAGCAACGCUCCUAAUCCAACAAACAUUGGUAUUUGUAUGACAAAUCUAUGCGUAUAAUUGAGGUAUAGGAUCGAAAAAUCUGGUGAUUAAUUAUUUGCG
Molecule: messenger RNA, 1489 nt
Organism: Oldenlandia corymbosa var. corymbosa
Lineage: Eukaryota; Viridiplantae; Streptophyta; Magnoliopsida; Gentianales; Rubiaceae
Source: the annotation of a GenBank genome assembly